CACCACCGACUUUCGUUUGCUAUUGGCUGGCCGCCUUAUGCAGCUGCUUGUCAACAAGAUGGCCUUCCUCCUUCAGUCGUUUUGACACUGAUUAUUUUGGUAUCCACGCACACAUACCGUAAACGCUUGUGUCACUUCUAAAUACAUAGAAGGAGAGGGGCUGCUGAGAGUCCUAACAAGGUAUACAAUCCGCUAGGCUGUGUUCAGAGAACUGACAAGCCUCGAUAGCAGCCACCGCCGCUUCGAGAAGAUUGACAAUAGAAAGUACUGUAGUUGCUGUCGACGUUAGCCCGAGCGGCAGCUAGCUUAGCUACGUGGACGCGAACACUUAAAGUCGUGUCACCUGCAAUUCACUACACAAACUGGUUUGGCUACAAGAAGCAUUACGAGGAAAGUCUUAUCAUCGACGCUUUAAGAGCCGCGACGUUUGCUUGUGAAGGCCAUAGUUAUUGAGGUUGCAUGCUUGAUCUAAGGGAAGCUCUGUGGCAAACAGUUCCCCACAGGGCAGCACUGAGAUAGGACUCUGACCAUGAGCGCGCUGGUUGUGGGUCCCUGCAGGCCAGCAUAGCUGCUGGCAUGUUCCAGAGGUCCGCAUCCUGAUGGACCGAGACACCUUCUCUCACAUCCGUCUGUGGUGCCCACGCCCCUUUGGCACCUACUCUCAGAACAAAGCCAGGAGUCCUGGCGCAGGGGGCAAUGUUAUAGCCGUAGGUGGGGCAGGGUCUUCCUCCCUCUGCAAGGGUGAUCCCCCUCCUGGUGCGAGGAGGGCCGGAGAUGGCGUAGAAGAUGGAGGAAUUCUCGUGGGUGUGCAAGAAAACAAUGUAAAAGUGGAGGAUGUGGGCUCUGAGAACACACCACCUGAACCUGAACUUAACUCUGGCUCCCAGAUUCAAAGUCAGCCCGCAAUGCCCACAUCCUCUCCUUCACCGCUCCCUUCUUCUGGGACUCAAAUGGAAGAUGGUCGAGUGCUGCUGGACACCUGGUAUGUCAUUAAACCAGGAAACACUAAGGAGAAGAUUGCCUUCUUUGUGGCACAUCAGUUUAGUGGGGCAGGCCAACCCCGACCCAGCGCCAUGAAGGUUAAAGGCAACUGGGCAACUGACUGUAGUAAAGCAAAAAGGCGAAGAAGAUGCUCAUCCUAUGACCCACCAAACCGUACACUUGCCUCUGAAACGCACCUCAUCCACGGCUCCUCUGAAACACCCAAAGCACUCCCUGCAAGCCCUGAUCAACCAGCAAUCGAUGGGGCGACUGAGACCGACCUGCUGUCAGUGGCUCAGAUGGUUGCCUUGGUUGAACAAAGGACAGCCAUGGCCCUCCGGAACAUUGUGGCUGUACACGGAAACCAGCACCAGCCCUCCAUUUCCAGUCAAGAGCAGGGCUUUACCCCUCACCAGCACACAUUACUCCGGGAAACGGAAUCGGAGCCCUCGCGUUUGUCCUUCAUGUCUGACAAUUCGAAAGGCCAAUCUUCCAAAGAAGUCAAGGAAUUAUCCGCUCCCAUUCAGACGGACCAGGAGCUGGAGGAACAGCAAGAGUCAUGCCGGGUUGCACAGGCCAUCGCGCACUUUGAGUCUCAGAAUCUGGAGAAUCGCCUCCAUAUGGGCGCCGGUUCAGCUAUUGGCUUUUCUCAUCGAGACAGGGAGCUGAGAGGAGGAGCGGAGCCCAGUCAUGUAGCUCCUCCGCCGCCCCCAAAGCACAGCCAAGGGGAGGUGAGGAUAGCUUUCAGAGUGUCAAAUCUGGACCCUUGUUCUCAGCUGGAGCCGGCAGGCCGGUCACGCUGUAUGUUUAUGAGUUGCGCAGGCGGGAGUAGCCAGGCGGCAGCCAGAUCGAAGGAGAAAAUUACCUGUGACCUCUACCAGCUUGUCAGCCCCUCUUCAAGAGACCCCAGCAGCCUACUGCUUGCCGCCACGACUCCUGCGCCUAAACCAGAUGGAGACCUUCAUCACUAUGACAGGCAGACCUGUGGCAGCCCGGAAACAUCCCAGGAACCUUCUUCUGGGGAGAAAAUAUCUCUUGGGGUGGGUCGGGAGCGAGUGACGGGAUUUCACGUGGAAGUCGUGGUGACGGGGGCUGUGGACCAAUGUGUGUUUUAUGGCAAGGACAGUACAGAAAAUGUUCAGGAGGAGACUGUGUGUUUUGCUAUGUCUGGUGGGGGAGGAACGGUUGGCUCCACCGACCACUCAUCAGAGGAUCCUCCUCCAGGACAGCUCUUUUUCUUUCCAUCGCCACGAGUGGCAGAGGAGGAAUCAAAUGCAACGGCUUCUGGCAGGGUUUCGGGAUUAUGCUCUCUGGACUGUGCCAACAGCAGCAGCCCAGGAGCAGGAGUUCCGUGCUCAGGAGAGCGCGCACCUCGACCGGACUCUCCUCGAGCCAGUGUUGGGGAAGAUUGUUCAGACCCAUCGCUGUGUCGCCUCUAUCGCCACGUCUCCCAUGAUUUUCUGGAGAUCCGCUUUCAGAUUCAGCGCUUGCUGGAACCUCGCCAGUAUAUGCUGCUGCUCCCUGACCACAUCAUGGUCAAUAUCUUCAGUUACCUUCCUACCCGCUCCUUGGCAGCCCUCAAGUGCACCUGCCACUACUUCAAGGUGCUGAUCGAGACCUACGGAGUGCGAGCUGUGGACUCUCGCUGGAAUCAAGACCCCCUUUAUCGAGAUGACCCCUGCAAGCAGUGUAAACGCCAGUAUGAGCGUGGGGAUGUUUCACUGUGCCGAUGGCACCCUAAACCUUACCACCAUGACCUGCCUUAUGGACGUUCUUACUGGAUGUGUUGCCGACGUACGGACAAGGACACGCCAGGAUGUCGUGUCGGACUUCACGAUAAUAACUGGGUCCAGCAGCCUGUUGAUGGCUCUCAGCCCGUCCGAUUCAAGAGAGAGGUCAGACGGGAAGAGGCCAGGUAGAAGAGUCAACAUUUUUGCCUCUCAUUUCUUCUGCUUACCCCGCGUCAUUUCUACUCCAAGGAUGAGCAUGAAAAAGGUGAAAAGAGAGAAAUAAUCACUCCAGGACGUUCAUUCCACCUCAUAUCUUGUUGCUCUCAACAUGGUUGAGUGGCAAAGAAGGAACAAAAAGAGGUGUGCCACACCAUGCCCCCCCCCCCCCACCCCACCCAAGUCCUACAGAAUUUCUCUCCUCACUGUACUACAGAGUGGCACAUUAUCAGAUGUGCCUCCCUACCAGUUUUGGGGUCUCUUUUUGCUGCUGUCUGUUUGCCCUGUUCCAAUGCCUCUCGCGUGUCAGGAUUACUGCUCAACUCCGUGCAUUGGAGGUCGUCAGAAAGUUCCUGUGACAAGUUUGCAGUGUAUUUGAUUGAGAUUAGCAUUAAGUGACAAAUAGAAAUGUAAUGCCCUAGAGCCUGGUUUUUGUCCCAAGACUUUUGUCUCCGUUCUGUGUUAGACCACCAACUUCCACACGCUGAUUGGGUUCAGCGCAGCCGAUUUCAUAAACUAACUGUACUGAACCCACCAUGCCAAACCAUUCAGUGUGGAAUGUCCAGCGUUGCUAAAGAAAUGUGAUUGUAUGCGGCAAACUUGAUAUUCCACCAUAUGGGCUCUGGCAUGCACCAUGCAUUUCUAUUUCUCUGAAUGUGCUGUAUUUAUUGUCGAUCAGUCCCCCUGAUAAUGCUGCUGAAACCCCAUUGGCUGUGUCACUGAUGUUAUUUCUGGAAAUGACAUACCAUUAGUUGAUACAGUCUCAUAUACUUUAUCAGCCCCCCCCCCCCCGAUUCUGAACCUACUUUAGUUGACCAGCCGUCAACAGGAGAAACAAAGGACUAAUUCUGGGAGAUACAAUGUACAGAUUAAGAUCAGUGGGAUUAAGACAAAAAAAAGAAAUGUCGCUUUUUAUGAUUGACUGACUUGCUUGUUUGCCUUUUUUAAAUGGGGAUUGUCUUUUUUUGGGUGUACAAGAAUGUUUGCUGUCCUGUUGUCCUACAGGACUUUGCUCAUUAUCAACUGGUCCUCUUUCCCAAAUCACAAAAGAAUGUUUUUGUGUUUUACGCAUCAUUGUUUAACUUGUCCAUCUCACUUUUUCCUUCUCCGUCCUCCAACUGGGCAGAGGGUAGUGUUGGCCAUUGGCCACAUUGCUCUUAUGUUAAACCAACCAACACAGAACAUAGAAACUUUCCAACAACCUCCAGCCUUAAAUCCCCCCCCCCCCCCUUACCUCCAAUUCCCCUGCAGGAGGCAUCAGAUACCUCACAGAUGGUCAAAAAUAUUAGGUGUUGCACCGUAACACACACACACACACCUUUUUUAAAGGGGUUUAAUAGACGCUUCAUAAAAUUAAAUUAAAAAGUCCUCUCUUCCUUCAGCUUUCUCCCCUGCUUUUUGACCACCACAUCCCAACAACCUGACAUUAUCGUGUUGCUGAAACUCUGCAUGAAGGUGGGACAAUGGUUUGAUCGUCAUGGGAGAUAUCCGUUGGUUCCAGAUAUGAUCAACUCUAAUGGGAAAUAUUGGCAUAAAUGUAAAAGAGGUGAUGAUUAAAACUGGAAAUCCAACAUUGA
Messenger RNA from Hippocampus zosterae (dwarf seahorse), 4504 nucleotides. It is a transcript of the gene fbxo46, whose product is annotated as F-box protein 46. Bases 600 to 2900 code for a protein of 766 amino acids. The record is from RefSeq and is a predicted model, not a curated record. Lineage: Eukaryota; Metazoa; Chordata; Actinopteri; Syngnathiformes; Syngnathidae. Gene Ontology annotation, molecular function: protein binding. Gene Ontology annotation, biological process: intracellular signal transduction. The transcript is spliced from 3 exons.